CGCGUUACAAAUGAUUCGCGCCUCGGUCUCGAGAGGAGAUACUUCACAAACAACACUGCUAUUUCUUAUUUACUAAAAUUAUACAACCAAAUAUGAGUGACUUUUACUUUUUGUCGACGCGAACUCGUCUGUUUGAUAGGAUUAUUCAAGCAACAGAGUGAAAUGACGGAAAUCACGCUCGUCUUGUGCUGUUUAUUGUGGAUUUAUAGACUAGAAAAACGCUCGACCGGGGCACUGACAGGAAAGAAAGGGAAGAAAGAAAGACUAACUUGUUCCGUUUUCGAGAUAUUCUCGUCCAGACCACAUUUAUUGCUCGUAAAUCGUGAAGUUUGUCUGGAGCGCGUAUCCAGCUGCUGGCUGAGAUGGAGAGGAUGAGCGCGCUCAGAUGGAAGUUUUCUCUCCAGACAUCCACACAAAGAGAGUCUCAUCGACCGGAUUAUCAAACUACAGAAAAUCAGCUUUCAAAGCUAAGCAUUGGCCAAAGUGUCCUGCUCUGUGAAGCGGAAAUAUGAUGGUGCGCGUGAGAUCUGCUUGUGCGUAAUGGACACAUAGCAUCCAGAGGAGGAUCUCAGCACACAGGCUUGUAUUGCCGUAGCAAUGAUUGCAACAGGUGGGGUGAUCACGGGGCUCGCAGCAUUGAAAAGACAAGACUCCACCCGCUCUCAGUAUCAUCUGCCAAACCAGAGCCCCACCGCUGCACCUGAGAAGAAAUGCACAAAGCGUAAACCCAGAGCUGAUGUGGUGGUGGUGAGAGGGAAGAUCAGACUGUAUUCGGCCUCUGGAUUCUUCCUGGUUUUGGGAGUGCUGAUCCUCCUGGCAGGCAUCGCAAUGGCUGUUCUAGGAUACUGGCCUCAUAAGGACCACCAGAAGGCACCAGAAAGCAAGUUGCCCGUGAACGAUACACAGGUUGGCCGAGACCAAGUGGGCUCCAUCGCGCAAUUCUUGGAGCAGCACCUGCAUUCAGAGAAGAUGAAAAUGUUGGGUCCUUUCACAAUGGGAAUUGGGAUUUUUAUCUUCAUCUGUGCUAAUGCCAUCUUACACGAGAACAGGGAUCGUGAGACAAAGAUCAUCCACAUGAGGGACAUGUACUCAACAGUCAUAGACAUUCACAGCCUGCGGAUUAAGGAGCAGAAGUGUACAAACGGGGCCUACAUGGGUCCCUACGCUGACACAGAGAUCCGUUCCUUCGGUCUGGACAGUCAGUUUGCCUCACGGCUCGCAGCAAACACGCUAAUGUGGGGACGUAUCGAUGGGGACGUACGAUUCUCCCACAGGACCAGCUCGGCUGAGGAUGACGAGGGUCUAAUGAGCGAGGCCAGAGGCGGAUUAGGCCUGUUGUCGCCUACCUACAAAAACCGCUCUGAAUGUAUCUUUGGGUUCCAGGAUGAGGGUAUUCGUCGGUGGGAGGACAAACGUGGUGCGCUUAAGAAAUGCCAAACACGCUCGAUCGUUUCCUCUUCCAUCAGCGCCUUCACGUUGCCCGUCAUCAAACUCAAUAACUGCGUCAUCGACGAGCCUGACAUCGAUAGCAUCACGGAGGACUUAGAGCCGAACAGGGUCCACUCCAGACCUCCGUCAAUGGAAUCGUUAACGGUCCCUGUUCCCGAUGUUGCCAAAGCUUUCAAGCCUCCGGGUGGCCUCCUGCUCCGGAGCAACUCAGCCACUGAAUCCCCGAGCUCCGCUUCGUCCCAUUCCUCACUGUCUCCUGGAUCCACCAGCGGUAGAUUCCUGUCACCGGGGGCGGCGCGGAAAGACUUCGGCUCCAAUAACUCCCUCCACAUGUUGUCAGCCCAUUCCAAAUCUCUGGAUUUAGAGCGAGGGCCCACAAUGCUGACCGUCCAGCCUGAACAGAGGAAACACCCGAGCUGGCCCAGAUUGGACCGCAGUAAUAGUAAAGGAUACACCAAACUGGAGGACAAAGAGGACCCUAUGGACAGGCUAAUAGUGCCCCCGGUGGCCAUGAAGAAGGACUACACUAAAAAGGAGAAACUUCUUAUGAUCUCCAGAUCUCACAAUAACUUGAGCUUCGAGCAUGAUGAGUUUAUGAGCAGCAGUCUGAAGAGAGGCACCUCAGAGACUAGAUUUUAAAACUGAGCUAGUGUCAAAUAUCAACCCAGUGGCUUUUGGCGUUCACGACCCGCCUGCAAUACAGAAGACAGUCCUUGCUGUUUUUUAAAAUUAAGGCCCUUGAAAGCUCCGUUAUGCUGCUUUUUUAUGCUGCAGAAUGGGUAACACUUUAAUUUGAUGGUCCCUUUUGAACAUUUUAUUGACAAUAAGUAACAUUGCACCUAUAUGUCAACUCUUAUUAGAGUAUUAGUAGAUCGUCUGCUUAAUGUCUGAUAACUCUUUAUUGUGACGGUCUCACAACAGACAUUCUACUGACUAUAAGUAACUUUGCAAUUACGUGUCAGCUUAUUCUUACCCUAACCUACCAGUCUACUCUGAGAGUUAGUAGAUACAGUAUGUAGGCACAAUGUUACUUAUAGCCAACAGAAUGUGUUAAAGGGACCAUCAAAAUAAAGGGAAACAGCAGAUAUUUCACCAUGAAUUUGAAAUACAAAAGUGAGCCGUAAUGAUAAAUAGAGGUAUGGGUACAGCGAACAAUUUGGUAAAUUACAGGUUAGUGAAACUUGUUCAAAUGUGUUUGUAGUGUUUUUGUUGACAUUCAGACAGGAUCUAUUGUCAGUUUGAGUACAGUAUGUGUGUUGUACCAGCACUGCUAGUUAUUUUACAUUAAAUAAUUUAUUGUUUAAAACAAGCACACACUGAUAUUUUUGAAGAGAACUUAUCUAUGUAUAAUUUAUCUGUUUCUCAGAAUAAACACAAUC
Molecule: messenger RNA, 2828 nt
Organism: Onychostoma macrolepis
Lineage: Eukaryota; Metazoa; Chordata; Actinopteri; Cypriniformes; Cyprinidae
Gene: tmem200a
Product: transmembrane protein 200A
Exons: 2
Coding region: 598-2088 (496 amino acids)
Source: RefSeq, a predicted model, not a curated record